UAUGUCGAAUGAUGUUAUGUAUGAAGUCUUUAGUCGCGUUAGAGAGUUUUUUGUACUUCCCAUCUUCUAUUACGUGUUUAUAUUAUCCGCUCCGAGACACAGCCAGGGAAUUCGGGGACUUGACUUUCCGUUUAGCUCCUUUCGCUUGGUUUGGUUCCGUUUGCUUUACUUGAGUUGAGUGUGGAUCCAAUCCGUGGGCGACACCUGUCCUGAGGCUCAGUCUGAGACCGCAGCGUCCCUGGGAAGACGCUCUCCAGAACUUUCGCUCUCCAGUAACCAGGACUCGCGUCUCCACUCCAGAUCUUGGUUCUUCUAGUAACGCCGGGACUCACUUUGGGUCUCCAGAAUUUGGGGCGCCCCGGGGCUGGGUUUCUCCACUCCAGCAGCGCCGUCGCUUUCCAGCAGGACCCGGCUCCCCAGGGAGCGCGCGCUCAGGAAGGAAAGGCGGGCCGGGGUUCGAACUCACAGGCAGUGCUUUUUGCCGCAGGUUCUCACGUCCCGUCGCGUCGGCGAGUGAAAGUUUGAAGCUCCGCCCCUUAGAUAAAGAGCUUUUGGGAAGAGGGACAUGAUGGGACCCGAGCGCUCCGAGCGGUAUCGGAACCCCAAGUCAGACUCAGGGAAGGAAGAAAGCAGGAGACCCGCCGCGGAGGGAAAGAGAAGUGUUCCAAUUAUUAGUAAUAAUAAUAAUAAUAAUAAUAAUGAACAGUACAGUGAGUGAGUAAUAACAGCAUAUUUAUUGUAAUAUAAGUAUAACCCAGAGGAGUUGCUGCUGUGCUGGUGCCGGUCGUCGUGCUGAGCAGUUCAGCUGGGACAGCGGGGCGACCCUCGAACCCGUGUCCACACGGACAGUUCGAUCGCCCGACCGCACUUGGAAACGAAAAAGUGGAGAGAGAAAAAAAAAACGGAAUCCUUCUUUCCUCCUUCUUUCCUCCUUCCUUCGCUUCCUUCGCUUCCUUCGUUCCUCCGCUCUGGACGCCAACGCAACGGUCCCGCCGCCGCUUCCGCGUCCACGCGUGUCCACUUGGCGCGAACUGGGUCUCGGCUCUUCGCCGCCGGGAGGAUGAUUUAACGCAGCCCUCGCGAUGCGCACGUCAUGUCACGCGCUCUGUUUCGCACUGUGCGCGGCCUCCAGCUUCCUAGUAAAGUUGGACUCCGCCGAAGGUGCGACCUGUCGGGCCCAGGUGACGGAGGCGAAGGCGAGCAGCUCCUCGGCGCUGCUGCACUGGAGCUCUGCCGCGCGGGGCUGCCGCUUCUCCGUGGUCCUGGAGCGGGAGGGCGGCGCCCAGGAGGCGGACUGCCUUUCCGAGGAGCCUGGCGGCGCCGGAGAGCACGGGUGUCGCAUCGAGAACCUGGAGCCCGGAACCUUUUACAGCUUCGCCAUUGUGUCGGAGAGCGAUGGGCAGCGGGUCCGCGUAUCAGUGCUCACAGACCCGGCAGAGCCGAGCCACCUGAGCGUGCGGUCGGAGCCAGCCGGCACCGGGGCACUUCACGUGUCCUGGCUGCGCUCUGCCGGGCGGGUGGGAUCCUACGAGCUUGUUCUGCGCGACUCGGCGACGGGGGCCACGAGGAGGAGCCGCGUCUCAGCCGCAGCCGCCACGCGGUACGAGUUCACCGGCCUCACGCCCGGCACCCGCUACACCCUCAGCUUGGCGGCCAAAGCCGGAAACAAGACGUCGCCGGCCGUACUGGCCACCGCAACCGCAGCCCCCUCUGCUGCCACAGCCCUCAGCUUCUCGGCCUCAACUGACAGCCUGGCUGUUUCAUGGCACCCGGGUCCCGGGAGGGUGGAGCGUUUCUGGCUGCUGCUCAAGGACCGUUCCGGUGUGGUCAGGAACGUGAGCCUGGACGGCACUGUCACCUCCCACCUCCUGAGCAACCUGGUACCCGGACGCCUCUACAACGUCACCGUGGUAACGGAGUCUGCGGGGCUGCAGAGUCCCGUCUCCGGAGAAGCUCGGACAGGUCCCGCUCGCGUGUCUCACCUCAUCCUGACCAACAACAACAGCCAGGACAGCCUGGUGGUGCUGUGGAGCCGAGCUGCGGGGGACGUGGACUCGUACCUCGUGUCCCUGACUGGCCCGGACUCGACGCCUCGCGAGAAAACCGUGCCGCCCGGUAUCUGCCAAGCGCACUUCGGGGGCCUGACGCCGGGCCGGCUUUACCACGUGCGCGUGCGCAGCCGGAGCGGGGAACUCUUCGCCGAAAGCAGCGGCGCGGGGAGGACGGUUCCAGGCCAAGUUUCCCAUCUGGCAAUGACGGGCCUCAGUGAGCAGGGUGCGCUGAAGAUGACGUGGGUGCCCCCUGCAGGAGACUGGGACUCGUACCGCGUCCUUCUCCUCAACAGCUCCCAGCCGCUGGUGAACAAGUCGCUAGGGAAGGAAGCUGCGGAACACACUUUCUCUGCGCUGGGUCUCGUCCCUGGGCGCCUCUACCGGGCCGCUGUCGCUGUGCGCAGUGGGUUGCUGGGAAAUUCUGCCUACUGCCAAGGAAGAUUAGCACCCAGAGCGGUGCAGCAACUACACAUCCGGCACGCAGACGAAACUUCGCUGAGCGCCUUGUGGAGCCACCCUGGGGGGGAGUGGGACGGCUACACGGUGGUGCUGCAACACAGAGGCGCCGAUAUAGCGGAGCGCAGGCUUUCACGCGAUAUGCGCGAGUGCACCUUCAACGUGCUCGUACCCGGGCGCCUCUACGUCAUCCGGGUGACCGCCCGCAGCGGGGACCUCGGCACCUCGGCCACCGUGGCGGGAAGGACGUCUCCUGCUGAGGUCACGCACCUGCGCAUCGGCAGCCAGGGCUCCACGGACGGUCUGCGGGUGAGCUGGGAGCGGGCGGAGGGAGAGAUCGACUCGUACAGAGUGCUGCUCGUGCAUGACAGCGUCGUCAUCAAGAGCGAGAACGUCACCGCGGACACCACCAGCUAUCGGUUCCACGGCCUCGUGCCCGGCGCCCUCUACAGGACGGUGGUGACCACUGUCAGCGGGGGUGUGUCCUCCAGGCAGACCGUGGCAGAGGGCCGCACGGUGCCUGCCGCGGUCGGGGAGGUGACGGUCAGCAACAACGGACGGAGCGACUUCCUCAGCGUAUCCUGGCGACCGGCACAGGGCACAGUGGACAGCUACCUGGUGACCCUGCGAGACCGAGAGAAAGUCAUCCACACGCUGGCCGUGUCGCGCUCCAGCCCCGAGUGCGUCUUCAAGUCCCUGGUGUCCGGGCGUCUUUACAACAUCUCCAUUACGUCCCGCAGUGGCGGCUAUGAGAACCAUACCGUGGUGCAGGAGCGCACGCAACCUGCCACCGCGCAGAACCCCACGGCGAUCCAUUCGGCCCGGGACGGCUACCUGAAAGUGUACUGGAGACACCCGGCAGGGGACUUUGACUUCUACCGGGUGGCCGUCAAGCACAACAACGUCUUCCUGCAGAACAAGACGGUGCCCAAGUCCCAGAACGAGUGCGUCUUCCUCUCCCUGGUGCCGGGCCGUCUGUACACCGUCGUCGUCAGUACCUGGAGCGGGAUCUACGUGUCCAGCGUGUCCACGGAUGGGAGGACGUUCCCUGCAGCUGUCCAGAAACUGGCCGUUGCUGAUCGGAGCACGGAGGACCUUUGGGUUACCUGGGACGCCGCCCCGGGUGACGUGGACCACUAUGAGGUGCAGCUGCUCUACAGCGACAUGAAGGUCUUCCCACCCAUCACACUGAGUAGCUCCACGAUCCAGUACCACCUGGGAUCGCUUACCCCUGGGCGCCUCUACAAGAUCUUAGUGUCCACCUUCAGUGGGCCCAACCAGAGGGUCCAGUUCAUUGAGGGGAGGACAGUGCCCAGCAAGGUGAAGAACAUACAUACGAGUCACAACGGCCAGAGCACUAGACUGAAGAUCAGUUGGACCCCUGGGCAGGGGGAUGUGGACAGCUAUUCGGUGUCCUUGUCCCAGGGGGGGCACCUGCUGGGGAUCUGGCCUGUGCCCAAGCACCUCAGUGAGUUAAGCUGUCAGAAUUUGACGCCGGGCCAGCAGUACACGUUCACGGUCAAGUCCAUCAGCGGGGACUUGACCAACAACGACACGGCCGGCGGAAGAACCGUGCCGGCGACGGUCACUGGCCUUCUGCUGGACAACCUGUACACCACUGACAGCUUGCUGGCUACGUGGGGGGCCGCUCAAGGUGUCGCCGACAGCUACGGCCUGCAGCUGCUGGAUGACCGUGGUACCUUGGUCUCUAAUGGCUCCCAGAAGGCUGGUUCCAACCAGUAUCGCUUUGGGGGGCUCACCCCAGGCAAGAAGCACCACGUCCGAGUACAGACUCUCAGCGGAGGGGUCCAGAGCGAAGACGCUAGGGCCAGUGGACGGACACGCCCUGCAGCGGUCAGGGAGCUCGCCAUAAGGGCCAAUACGACCACCAGCCUGACCUUUUGCUGGACCCCCUCGCUGGGGGAGUUUGACGGCUACGACAUCUACCUUUACAACCAGGACGAGACGCUCCGCGACCGUAAGGAUGGUGAGGGGGACACGCGCGACUGCUCAUUCCAGGGCCUGCAACCCGGAACCCGAUACAAGGUGGUGGUCCUGACCCGCAGCGGUCAUGAGACCAAUGACUCCUACAUGUGGGCAAGAACAGUCCCCGCCCCCGUAACUUCCCUCAUGGCUCAGAACCGGAACGCGACCAACAGCUUGUGGUUCAGCUGGGAGAAGGCCGCUGGGGAGGUCAGUAGCUACCUGCUCUCGCUGCGCAACCCCGACGGUUCCCUACAAGCCCACCAACAGCUGCGGCCCGAGCAGAGAGAUCACGCUUUCAACGACCUGGUCGCUGGGCGUCUCUACACCGGAGUGAUGCUCACACGCAGCGGAGAGUUGAGUAACAGUGCCGCGGUCAGCUGGAGAACCGCACCAGAAAGGCCCACGUCCGUAUCCUUUGGUGGGGUCACCAACACCUCCCUGGAGAUCACCUGGACGGUGCCUGUCGACACAGACUAUAACGACUUUGAUCUGCAGUGGGUUCCACGGGACUCCCUGUCCACGUUCAAUCCCUACCCCACCACCCGCAUCCUGAAGGGCCUGUACCCUGGGCGCCUCUAUACCUUCAGUGUCCGCACUGUCAGCGGAGGGGGGGCCAAGGGAGGUCCCGCCACUUACAGCCAACCGAUCCUCAACAGCAUCAGGACAAAACCAGAGCGCCUUCAUCACAUCCACUGCAGGCCUCAGAGCUCGACCUCCAUCUCCUGUUCCUGGAACGCCCCCGAGUCGGACUACGACUCGUACGCCAUCGAGUGCCUGCACUGGGACUCCCGCAUUCUGGUGUACUCCCAGCGUGCUCCUCGGGACACCACCCUCUACAUCAUCUCCCACCUGGAGCCCCACAAGCGCUACACCGUCUCUGUCAAGGUCAUCUCGGACAGCACCACGAGCGAGGCAGCCGAGGACACCGUGGUCACCAUGAUUGACCGCCCUCCGCUCCCGUCCCUCUCUAUUCGUGUCGGCGAAGCACGCGUCACCAAGUCGAGCAUCUUCUUCAAGUUUAACUGCAGCUGGUUCAGCGACGUCAACGGUGCGGUCAAGUUCUUCACCAUCGUUGUGGCUGAGUCUCCUAACAUCGAAGACCUGCAACCACGACAACAGCAUCCCCUGGCAUCCUACAAGGAGUACCGGCACAAUGGCUCCAUCAAGGCCUACCAGACUGGCUACUUCCCAAGCCGCUGUGCGGAGGGCCCAGACAGCAGCAGUAUGCUGGACUUUGAGGUCCACCUGGGCACCGGCAUGGACAGCCUGGGUGGAAGGUGCGACCAGGACCAGAACGUCUUCUGUGAUGGGCCACUAAAGUCUAAGACGGCGUACAGGCUCAGCAUCCGUGCCUUCACCCAGCUGUUUGACGAGGAGCAGCGCGAGUUCCCCCGGCCUCUCUACACGGACACCUACCUGUCCCUCCCCCUCAUGACCGAGGCAGAGCCAAUCAGCGGAAUCCUGGAGGGCAUCAGCGCUGGCCUCUUCCUCAUCACCAUGGUGAUUGGGGUCACGGCGCUGCUCGUCUGCAGGCAGAAAGUUCGCAAAGUGAGCGCUCAGGAGGGGGCGUCAGUGAGGAUGAGCGUGAGGCGCGAGAGACCUGCUUCUGCGCUGCAUGUGGGUGUCAGAAGCAGUCGACGCGUUUCCAGCCCCAUCAGCGUGACGAGCUUUGAGGACCACUUCUCCAAGCUGCAGACCGACUCCAACUACCUGCUUUCGCAGGAGUACGAGGACCUGAAGGAAGUGGGUCGGAACCAACCCCUGGACACAGCGCUCCUACCGGAGAACAGAGGCAAGAACCGCUACAAUAACAUACUGCCUUAUGACUCGACCAGAGUGAAGCUGUGCUGUGUGGACGAUGACCCCUGUUCGGAUUACAUCAAUGCCAGCUACAUACCAGGCAACAGCUUCCGGCGGGAGUACAUCGCCACCCAGGGCCCGCUCCCCGGCACUAAGGAUGACUUCUGGAAGAUGGUGUGGGAGCAGAACGUACACAACAUCGUUAUGGUGACACAGUGCCUGGAAAAGGGCAGGGUAAAGUGUGAUCACUACUGGCCCUUCGACCAGGACCCCCUCUACUACGGAGACCUCAUCGUCCAGAUGGUGUCCGAGUCAGUCCUGUCGGAGUGGACCAUUCGGGAAUUCAAGAUGUGCAGCGAAGACCAGAUGAACUGCUCCAGAUUGGUGCGUCAUUUCCACUACACGGUGUGGCCCGACCACGGAGUCCCAGAGACCACGCAGUCCCUCAUCCAGUUUGUGAGGACCGUUCGGGACUACGUGAACCGCACCGCAGCUUCUGGAGCCACAGUGGUCCACUGCAGCGCUGGAGUUGGACGCACCGGUACCUUCAUCGCCCUGGACCGUGUCCUGCAGCAGCUUGACAGCAAGGACACGCUGGACAUCUACAGUAAUGUGUUUGACCUGCGACUCCAUCGCUCCCACAUGGUGCAGACUGAGUGCCAGUACGUCUACCUGUACCAGUGCGUGCGGGACGUACUGAGAGCCCGGAAGCUGAGGCACGAGCAGGAAAACCCCCUGUACCCUGUCUAUGAGAACGUCAACCCUGAGCCCCAGGCUGGAAGCCCCUGACGCUGCAUGCAGCUGGAGAGACGAGUUGUGAAGCGCGUUCCAGAAGCAACAAAAAGCUUCAGCCACCCAGACUGAGGAGCGAGCAGAGUGUUUGCAGUUUUCGCACUGGAGAUGCACACAGCUUUAUUUUUAUACAAUGUUUGUACAUUGUUCCCAGGCCUCUGUGAUGGAAUGUUUAGUGUUAUUUAAAUUUAACAGUAAUGUACAUACUUGCAUAUUAUAUUUAUGUUUUUUCAAAGAUUGUGCAGCCCUGAAGUGUUUCCUGGGAGUGUUUAUUAAAAAAAAAAUCCGUUUUGCAGGUAUAAGCUAUUACAUAAUUUGACCACAAACAAUGGAGCUUCCAAAAAACGAAAGCCAACAGCUGAGGCGCUGUGAUUUGUCCGAUGCAUUGCCAGAAAGAAAAGAAAUCUUGUGCUGAGAUUAUAUUCAGAAAUAAAACUAGAGUGCAAAUCGGUGUGAGAUGUGAUGUAAACCAAGCUCCGCAGUACAGUGACGAUCGUGUGCCAGCGUUUGUGUCAUUAUGUACUGUAAAUGAUUACCAUUGCAAAUCAGUGCAGAGGCACAGCUCGGCACACGGCAGCCGACCCCCUGCAACCUGUGCUCCUUUUCGCUUUACUUAAACACCUUGUUGCUCUGCUGAAGUUGUUGUUCUGGCACCAUGU
Molecule: messenger RNA, 7744 nt
Organism: Scleropages formosus (Asian bonytongue)
Lineage: Eukaryota; Metazoa; Chordata; Actinopteri; Osteoglossiformes; Osteoglossidae
Product: receptor-type tyrosine-protein phosphatase beta-like
Exons: 32
Coding region: 1083-7082 (1999 amino acids)
Biological process (GO): peptidyl-tyrosine dephosphorylation involved in inactivation of protein kinase activity; angiogenesis
Cellular component (GO): signaling receptor complex
Molecular function (GO): protein tyrosine phosphatase activity; cadherin binding
Source: RefSeq, a predicted model, not a curated record